CAACCAUGAACGCCCGGGUCUCCGCCUCCUCUCCUGCCGCUUCCCAAGAGCUCCUUGCUGCCGCCGAUGAACAGAGGACUCCAGUGUAAAGGGAGAAGGAGGAGGAGGAGGAGGAAGACGAAGAAGAAGAGGAGGAGGAGGAGGAGGAAGAGGCGGCGGCGAGCCGAGGCGUGAUUGGGUUCGCCUUGCCCAAAGGUACAGAGGUGUCGAAGGGGGAACCGGGCAAAGCUCUCUCUCUCUCUCUCUCUCUCUCUUGCCAAACAUGUCCUCGUCUCCUUCUCCUUCUCCUUUUUCUUCGCUGGGGCCCCGCGGGCCUCGGCCCCCCGCCGUGCCUCCCCCCAUGCAGGAGCUGCCCGACCUGAGCCACCUGACAGAAGAGGAGCGGAACAUCAUUAUGGCUGUGAUGGACCGCCAGAAAGAAGAGGAAGAGAAAGAGGAGGCCAUGCUUAAAAGAUUACACCAACAAUUUGAAAGUUACAAAGAGCAAGUACGAAAAAUAGGUGAGGAAUCCCGUCGUCAUCAAGGAGAACACAAAGAUGAUGCACCCACGUGUGGGAUCUGUCACAAAACUAAGUUUGCUGAUGGUUGCGGCCAUUUAUGCUCAUACUGCCGGACAAAGUUUUGUGCCAGAUGCGGAGGCCGUGUUUCCCUACGAUCAAACAAUGUGUAA
This is a messenger RNA of Thamnophis sirtalis, 670 nucleotides long. The record is from RefSeq and is a predicted model, not a curated record. Lineage: Eukaryota; Metazoa; Chordata; Lepidosauria; Squamata; Natricidae.